Molecule: messenger RNA, 2622 nt
Organism: Necator americanus (New World hookworm)
Lineage: Eukaryota; Metazoa; Nematoda; Chromadorea; Rhabditida; Ancylostomatidae
Exons: 8
Coding region: 1-2622 (873 amino acids)
Cellular component (GO): extracellular region
Source: RefSeq, a predicted model, not a curated record
AUGACCUACUUGGAUCGAAUUUCGAAGACCACCAAGGAGUUGUUGGAAAGAAGGACUUUGAGGCUUGAUCCAAAAGCAUCGCACAUUGAGCGGUUAAUAGCAAACAUUAGCUGCAGAAAAGCGUUGCAGGAGGAUAUUUCGAAAUACAGGCAGAAGAAGAUUCUGAAAGCAGCACAAAGAAGAACGAGUCUAAAGAAGCGCUGCAGGAAUCUCCGCAAAUAUAAUAUUCCGCUAGCAAUCCUGCUGAGCGAAAACGGGACUCGCACAUCUUCUCGUGGUGAGAUGAAAAUCAUUACGGAGAGGUUCUACUCGAAGAUUUUCCAAUCAUCAACUCCUGGGUCAAGCCCAAUCAUCCCCACUGGUGAAGCCCCACCACAGAUUCUCACUUCGGAAGUACGAGUUGCUAUCAAGAGCAUGAAACCUGGCACAACCCCCAGACUUGAUUUUAUAUUAGCAGACUUUCUUCGCUGGUGGCCACCCACUUCAUGUAAUCUUAGCAGCGCACAUAACAUCCUACCUUCAGAAAGAAAGGAUCAGUGGAAAUCAGACCAGUGGAAGACCUCGUUCUUAUCCAUAAGAAAGUUCUUAUCCAUAAGAAAGAUCAUCCUCACGCGCAUUUUGAGGACGUUGGAUGAAGCCCAGACUCAAGAACAAGCUGGAUUCCGUAAGGGGUACUGCUUGGACCACAUCCAGACCAGAGUGUCGAGGGUCAUAGAGGUUUGCAGGAAAUACCACCUGCCCCUUGUUCUAACCUUCGUUGACUAUGAGAAAGCCUUCGACAGCGUAGAAACGAAUGCAAUACUGUCAGCGCUGGUCGAUCAAGGUGUAGAUGCCUCGCAUGUGAGGGCAUUAGCCAACUGUUACGAUCGAUGUACCACUAAGAUACAGCUUUUCCAUCGUCUCCUCACCAUACCCAUUGGGAAGGAGGUACGACAAGACGAUACUAUAUCGCCGAAGCUGUUCACGGCUGUAUUGCAAAUAAAUACAAAUGCAAAUGGAUCACUACGUUGGGAAGAAAGGGGCAUACGUGUUGAUGGAAGAUUUCUCUCGAACCUUCGUCUCGCGUACGACAUCGUUCUCUUUUCGAGCAGCACCAAUGAAGCAGAAACGAUGCUCAACGAAUUGAACGAAGCAGGGAAGAAAAUAAGACUGCGAACAAACAGAAAGAAGACACAGUUCAUGAAGAACGCCUAUUGCGAGAAUGGAGGAGUACAACUUGAAGGCUCCCAAAUCGUGGAAACUUCGUCAUACGUAUACCUCGGACGUUCUAUGAACAUGGAAAACGACUUGAAGGAAGAACUGAAUAGAAGAAUGAGAGCAGCGUGGGCAGCAUUCGCACCCAUCAGGGAAGCUACGAACCAACUGACGGACCAAGGUCUUCGCGCCUAUCUGUUCGACUCGACAGUUCUUCCAGCGCUAUGUUACGCAGCAGAGACGUGGGCAGACACUGCUGCCACGUCUAGGAAGCUAUUUACUACCCACAGAGCCCUUGAGAGAUGUCUUCUGAAGUUUAACCGGCGCACACAACACCUAGCCGGUCUUCGCAGCUCCGACUUAAGAGCAAUGUCCCGUCUUCGCGAUCCAGCAGAAUAUAUAUCGAGAGCAAAGUAUAGAUGGGCCGGUCACAUUAUGAGAAGAAUCGAAGACAGAUGGAUCAGAAGAACGCUAGAGUGGAUCCCAAGAGAUGCAAGACGCCCUCGAGGGAGACCGACAACGAGAUGUGGUGACGUGUUCGCUACACGGAUGGACCAGCUGAGAGCUCAGCUGGAUACAGCUCAAAGACCUCGUCAACGUCACUCACGGAAUCUGAGAAGAUCUUGGAUGACAAUGGGAAGCGAACAAAACGGGUGGAAGAAAUGUUGGGGCCCGCAGUCCUGGAAGAUGGGGCAUCCAAGUCUAAAUUUCGUAAACCGAAUAAAGUAUGGUGUGGUGACGCACCAGUACCGGCUCUUUGGUAUAAGAGCCUAUUUGGUUUCGUCGCGCUCAACCGCCGGACAUUGCCGACUUGAAGACCAGCGAUGCAAGAAAGGAUUCUGCGCAAUACAAAUCCUAUGCAUUUUCAAAAUCAGCGCGUACAAUCCGCAUAUGACCGCAUCUUACAACCAUACUUCAUGUCCGGAUUAUAACGAGCAUACUAGUUAUAACGAUUAUAAGGAACACACAAAAUCCUAUGAAAGAACAUCGUUCUACAAAUACGACUUCUCACUGGAAAAGAAAGCUCAAGCAUUUGCGGAUAAGUGUGCUCUCGCCUUUCCUUGGGUGAAUGCUGGCGAAAACACUUAUGUCCUUCAAUCAAAAUCAAUUCCAGUGUCCGAUGCAUUAAGGAAGUCUAUGGAAGAAUGGUGGGAGGAAAUCUAUUCCACCUCCGUGGGGAAGAAUUUAAGAUACACUUCGAGGUUACAAGCGAAGCGAAACGCACCUACGAGAUUCACUCAGAUGGCGUGGGCUAAUACCUACAAAGUCGGAUGCGGGAUAAAACGGUGCUCCUCCAAGACUUUCGUAGUCUGCCGCUACGAUCCACCUGGAAACAUCGUCGACAAAAAGAUCUACGAACCAGGCUACGUAUGCGCAGCAUGCUCAGGACAAUGCCUUGCCUCACUUUGUCCAACACCUGAAGACUAA